Molecule: messenger RNA, 405 nt
Organism: Indicator indicator
Lineage: Eukaryota; Metazoa; Chordata; Aves; Piciformes; Indicatoridae
Gene: CPLX2
Product: complexin 2
Exons: 3
Coding region: 1-405 (134 amino acids)
Biological process (GO): regulation of neurotransmitter secretion; neurotransmitter transport; synaptic vesicle exocytosis
Cellular component (GO): SNARE complex; terminal bouton
Molecular function (GO): syntaxin binding
Source: RefSeq, a predicted model, not a curated record
AUGGACUUCGUCAUGAAGCAAGCGCUGGGCGGGGCCACCAAGGACAUGGGGAAGAUGCUGGGGGGCGAGGAGGAGAAGGACCCCGACGCACAGAAGAAAGAGGAGGAGAGGCAGGAGGCCCUCCGCCAGCAGGAGGAGGAGCGGAAAGCCAAGCACGCCCGCAUGGAAGCUGAGCGGGAGAAAGUCCGGCAGCAGAUCCGCGACAAGUAUGGGCUGAAGAAGAAGGAGGAGAAGGAGGCGGAGGAGAAAGCAGCGCUGGAGCAGCCAUGUGAGGGCAGCCUGACGCGCCCCAAGAAGGCAAUUCCGGCAGGCUGCGGAGAUGAGGAGGAGGAGGAGGAGGAGAGCAUCCUGGACACCGUCCUGAAGUACCUGCCUGGCCCACUGCAGGAUAUGUUCAAGAAGUAA